This is a messenger RNA of Zeugodacus cucurbitae (melon fly), 1685 nucleotides long. RefSeq lists its product as uncharacterized. Bases 78 to 929 code for a protein of 283 amino acids. The transcript is spliced from 3 exons. Lineage: Eukaryota; Metazoa; Arthropoda; Insecta; Diptera; Tephritidae. The record is from RefSeq and is a predicted model, not a curated record.
UGCCAAGGAAAUAUUGUAGUCAUUUGAAAUUUCAGCAUGCAAAUUCAUUUCGCAGAGAAAGUUUGUUCAUUAAAAAUAUGGAUUUUAAACAUCUGAGCUGUGACACGAAACCACCAGUCAUUGUGGAAAUUGCUCCAAAGACUGAUGAGUUUGAUUUCGCUGUGGGAUUGCCGGAAAUAGAGAUACCUCAAACAGAUGAUGAGAAUGUUACAGACUUCUCUGCAGGAUCGUCGGACGAGUAUGUCCCCGAUUCGGAUGAUGAUGCACUGGCUUUGGCAGAUGAAUUAGAUAAUUCAGUGAUAAAGACAGCAGAUGUAGUUUUAGAAGAAAUCGCAGACUGUGGUGAUACUUAUAUCAAUAACAAGAAUGAAAAUGGUAGAAAUAUACUUACGCGAAAGAGAAAGAUUGAAAGUCAUCAAUGGGUGCAGAAUAAAAGGAAGUAUCAUCGCAACAAAGAGAACCCGUAUGUCACUAAGAGUGGCAAAAGAGUUGAAGAACGUGUUCCGAAACCCACUGACAGUAAGUGCCGCCAUAAUUGCACAGAAAACUUCUCAGAAGAAGAGCGCACAGAGAUCAAUGCAGAAUCUUGGAAUUUAGGCGACUAUUCGAGGCAGCGACUGUUCCUGACCAAUUGCGUGAAAAUUGAGAAGUGCAAAAGGACGUUGACAAUUGGAUCACGGCGGGCGAACACAUUUAAUUAUACUCUCAAAGCCAAACAGGUAUGCAAGAAGUUUUUUUUAAAUACUUUGAACUUGUCAGACGGCGCAAUAUCUGUGUUAGCCAAGAAGAUGUGCCAAAAUGAAUUUACUGAUAAGAGGGGUCAACAUGGCCACCAGAGAAAAUUAGACGAAGAGACAGUUGCGCUUAUCAAACAGCACAUCGAGUCAUUUUCAGCCGUCGAAAGCCAUUACACUCGAGCAAAAAGUUAACGACUUUAUCUUGCCUCCGACUUAACAAAAUCAAAAAUGUACGAUUUAUUCAAAGAACUCCAACCGGACGCUAUCAUUAAAUAAAACGUUUAUCGCCGGAUAUUUUGAAGAAUUUGAAUUUUACUCAAUGGCAGCACAAAAAAUGAAUAAAACUAAGCGAUUCCAAUUAAAUUUUCUUAUUGUUUUUUGUUUGCAAUCGGCAAAUUAAAACCGAAAUAAAAAGCUUCGAAAAGCAUCACAAAGCAUAAAAAAUCAUUAGAAUUAUCAAAAAUCGUCAAAGUAAGUAAGAAUUAUAAAGUACAAAAUAAAUAUAAAUUUUUUGUCAUUUAUUUAUACUCCAAUUUUAGUGUCUACAGAAAAACGAAAGAAUAUGCUGCAAAUAUUAUACAAAGAAUUUUUUGAACCCUUAAAAUUCGGAUUAAUUAAUAAGCACAUACCUUCAAUAAUGUCCAUUUCCUGAAUAGCAGAACUUAUUUUAAAUUCGAUUAUUUUGCUUUUUAAACUUUGUUUAGGCAUUUUAUAAGUAGGAAUUUCAUUGAACUAAAAUUGUAAACAAUGAACAGCUGUUUGUGUAAAAAUAAGCAAAUAACCAUACAUAGGAUGUUCACGGAGCAUAGAGGUUAUUUUUAAUCUAAUAAUCACAUAAUCCGAUAACCACCUAACCGUGAACAGCCUAAGUAUAAACGCGAUAAACAAAUACGAUAAACGCGGCAUUUAAUAAUUUUCGGAAAAAAUAACUCUUAUUUAUAUUUAAAA